CGUCAAUUGUCAAUAUUGUUGAAAGAAAACAAACCACCAAACACUCUUAACUUUUGUGUCAAUAAGAAAAAAUAGAUUUUAUAAUUUUCAAGGUGGUCUGAAUAAGAUUUUUUUCUAAUUUGAAGAAUUCCGUCCAUAGUUUUGAAAAUAUAUCGCCAAAUAUGGACUUGCUUCUAAAGGACAAUCUAUGCAAAAAUUUUCGCUGAGGACGUAUUGUCUAAUCUAUGGGAAAAUGUCUUUUUCCUUACCAAACGGCAAACCAAAAAGGUUUUCCAUCGACGAUGCAUUCGAGGAAGAGACUGACGAAGCUAUCAAAGUGUAUGGCGCAACAGGACUUAGAUCUCCAAUAUCUAAUACAACAAGAAAUACAUUGGAUAGUGAUCAUAUUGAUGUUAAUAUGGAAAAUGGAAGGUUUGAAUAACAACUAUCGAACUUACAAAGUGGCAAAUGAUGCAUCCAGAGAUAGUGAUUCAUUAAUACAAGGCUAUUAUGACUGCUCCAGUCAAGAAAAUCUGAACCGUUCGUGCUUCAAUCAUCCAAAGGUGCAAGAAAAUUGGCGAAUGGUUCUUGCGGCUGCCACGCUUCUCAUUAUAGGUCUGGGACUUCUAAUGACCGGUAUGAUUACACUUGCUGAACCGAAUUCUGGUUUGCAAGGAUCAGUAUUUUUAUUAGCAGGGUUCAUCUGUUUUUUACCAGGAAUUUAUCACAUCGUAUAUAUUUAUUUGGCUGCAAAAGGGAAACGUGGAUACCAUUUUCACAAUUUGCCCUUAUUUACUUGAAUUUUUUAAGGGGCAAUAAAGUUCAUCAAAAGACCUUCACAUAUUUAUUUCAUAGAAGGUGUGAUAUUUUCACUUCUCUCUGUUUUUCUGAAACAAUUGUAAUGUUGAUAAAAUAUCUAACUGCUGAUUGUAAGAUUAUAAAAUUGAUCAAACAAUUGAAAAACAGAAAAUUAUAGUAGCACUUGAAAUGAACAUUUUUGAAUCAAGAACUGGUGUCUCCUUAAAUUAAUAGAAUAUUUCAAGUUGGAUUAAGCUUAUUAAGGCAAAUCUGAAGGGUUUAUGAAACAGAUUGUAUAGUUUGUUUUCGGUUAUUAAAACAAAUGAGAAUUGAACUGAAUUCCUCUAUAAAUUGAUGGAUGUAGCCCUUUCUAUGUGUUGCUCUUUAUUAAGACCUAAUAAAUUGUUGUGAAUAGAGUACUGAAGAAGGAAUACAGAGAAACCCAGAAUCUUAGGGGAGAAAAAUUUUAAACAAAAAAUAUUUUUCACAUAAAGUACUGACUUUUGUUAAAACGCCAAAAAACUGAAUUUGUAUAAUUUGCCGUUGAAUAUAUUCAUUUCAUAACAUGGAGGGUACCCAUCAUACAUUUGUAUAAAAUAUUCUGUUCAUUAUCUUCCUUAUAGGAUGCUGUAUCACAAUAUUCAAUAUGAAAUUUUUUCCUCAUAGGUAACACUUUUCGCUUUGACUGAUCAAAAUAAAAAUAUGUUUAUUUGACGAGGAUAGCCAAUAUUUGUAUUUAUAUUGAUGAAAAUUUGAAAUUAAAUCUGAUCUUAUGGAAAAAUAUGAAAAUUUUUGUAGUAAUAAUUACAUUAAAGUUGACAGAAUACCGUGAACAGCCUAAGAUGAGUUCUCCACAUGGCCAUUUGAUCCUAGCUAUAUGUUUAAAAUUUAAUGGUAUAUUCGGAAUGUAAUGGUGAUAUGCAUUUUUUGUAUCCACUGACGAGCAAUGAAAAAGUAGGCACUUUGUACAGAAAAUAAUGUAAAUGUGUUUAUUUUACUAUUCAUGAAUAGGAUAGACUACAGUCCAUUAUUGUAAUAAUGUAAGGAAUUUGCUGAGUAAUAUUACAUAUGUUUUCAUUGAAAAGUUUUAAUAAAUCAAAACGGCAUUGCACUGAGUUACUCACAAA
Molecule: messenger RNA, 1904 nt
Organism: Leptinotarsa decemlineata (Colorado potato beetle)
Lineage: Eukaryota; Metazoa; Arthropoda; Insecta; Coleoptera; Chrysomelidae
Product: transmembrane protein 134
Source: RefSeq, a predicted model, not a curated record